CUCCUCCGCCGCCGCCGCGCCCCGCCCCGCCCGCAGAGGCAGCGCCAUGGCCGCCCGGCCGCCGCCCCGCUCCUGCGACACGUUCGUGGCGCUGCCGCCCGCCGCGGCCGGGGGCCGGGUGGUGUUCGGCAAGAACUCGGACCGGCCCCGGGACGAGGUGCAGGAGGUGCUGCACUGCCCCGCCGCACGGCACCCGCCCGGCGCCGCGCUGCAGUGCACCUACAUCGAAAUCGAGCAGGUUCAGCACACCUACGCCGUCGUCCUGAGCCGUCCCUCCUGGCUCUGGGGAGCAGAAAUGGGCGCUAACGAACACGGCGUGUGCAUCGGGAACGAGGCCGUGUGGGGCAGAGAGGAGGUCUGCGAUGAGGAAGCUCUCCUAGGCAUGGAUCUCGUAAGGCUUGGACUUGAGAGAGCGGACACGGCUGAAAAGGCUCUUACUGUCAUAGUUGAUUUGCUAGAGAAAUAUGGACAGGGAGGAAACUGUAUGGAGAGCCACAUGGCUUUUACAUACCAUAACAGCUUUCUGAUAGCUGACAGAAAGGAAGCCUGGGUGCUGGAGACAUCAGGAAAACACUGGGCAGCAGAAAAAGUAGAAGCAGGAGGUGUACGGAAUAUUUCUAACCAGCUCUCUAUCACAACCAAGAUUGACAGACAACAUCCGGAGCUGAAGGAAUAUGCCAAAAGCAAGGGCUGGUGGGAUGGGGAGAAGGAAUUUGAUUUUGCUGCCACAUAUUCUUAUGUAAAUACUGCCAGAAUGACUACAUCCAGGGGCCGCUAUUGUGAAGGCUACAAACUUCUGAACAAACACAAAGGCUCUAUCACUUCUGAAACAAUGAUGGAAAUUCUUCGUGACAAAGAGAGUGGCAUUAAUAUGGAAGGUGGUUUUAUGACAACUGGAAGCAUGGUGUCUGUCCUGCCUCAGGAGCCUAAUCUGCCUUGUAUUCACUUCUUUACAGGAACUCCAGACCCUGCAAGGUCUGUAUUCAAGCCUUUCAUUUUUGUGCCCGAUGUUACUCAGUUAUUAAAAACCACCUCCCCUACAUUUGGUCAUGAUGAUCCAGUGAAGAAGCAGCCACGUUUUCAGAGUAAGCCAGAUCGAAGACAUGAGCUCUAUAAAAAACAUGAAAGUGCUGCUGUAGCUAUGGAAGCUAUGAAGGACAAAGGAAAAGAGAUGCUGCAGAAGAUACAGAUGCUGGAGAAAAGUAAGAUAAGUGAAAUGGAAUCAAUCCUGCAAAAUGGAUGCCUUGACACUAACCAAAUGGUUAACCUUUUUCCACAGUGUGUAGAAGAAGAACUCAGAAUAUAUAGUUAAAGCUACUAUUUGACCGAAUGGAUUAUAAUUCGUUGUUAAGGUUAACUCUUCUAAUGGAAUGGCUAUAUAGAUUACCUCUUAUUUUCAAUAUACCAGUUACAGUGUGGACAGUUUUAAAGCUGCAGAUCUCUAUUCAGGCCAAGCAGCUUUUGGUUGUAGGAAGCGAGGCUGAAAAGGGUCUUUAGAACUGGCAGUACCUCUCCAAGAGGCAAAAAACUGACAGCAGAGAUUGAUUCGCCAACAACCUGAGAUGCAAUUAGAACUCAAAUAGCUUGACUAAGUUGCAGAACAACCCCAUCUGUGGAUGAAGAACACCAAUGUAGCUACACACACGUAGCUUUUAGAGUCAAGAUAAUCAUUGCAGCAGAAUUCCCUACUGCCUGAAUUAAAAUGGCCAGGCUAUAGGCUUUUCUAAAAUGUAGAAAAAUAUUGCUUUUACUGAAUUAAAAGGAAUGUGAUAUGCAAGUCAAGUGAGAUUGAUAUUCAGCUGUUUGAUAAAUUCUUUCUAAGGUAUGUUUCAUAUAUGAACUUUCUACUCCUUUAAUGUGAAAUAAGGCUAAGAGCUUAAGGUCUUAGAUUAAACUCAAAUCAAUUAGAGUUUUACCAUAAUUUGUUGUGAAAUCUGAUUGAUUAUACGGCAUUCAACAAUGUUAGUGUCUAGCAAGUUAUCACAGGUAUUUAUUUACAUACAACAUGUCAUUGUCAAUUAAUUCAGUACACUUCGUAACACUGUGAGGGAGUUUUUAAAUGCUUCUUGAUUUUUUUUAUUUUUAAAUCAGGCAACUAUAAAAAGGAAGAAGUUAGGGUACGUGAGUGUAUACUUACACUCAGCAGAGCACUUAAAAGGACUCUUCAAAAAUUUUUCACUUUAUAUAAGCCAUUUUAACCAUACCUUGUUUCACCAAAAUUGGUAGACUUAAGGAGUUGAUUUAAGUAAGCUUUUUGCCCUGCCAGGAGCAAAUCCUUGCCUGUCCUGUAGUGAUCAAGCUGUCACUACUUUAUUAUCCAUGGCAAGGGGCAAAGAGAGCAACAAAAAAAGUAAGAUUCUGACUUGACUAUGUGAUAAAGCAGGAUAAAAAGUAUCACCGGGUGAAAAAAAAGCAC
Molecule: messenger RNA, 2416 nt
Organism: Oxyura jamaicensis (ruddy duck)
Lineage: Eukaryota; Metazoa; Chordata; Aves; Anseriformes; Anatidae
Gene: SCRN3
Product: secernin 3
Exons: 8
Coding region: 47-1312 (421 amino acids)
Biological process (GO): proteolysis
Molecular function (GO): cysteine-type exopeptidase activity; dipeptidase activity
Source: RefSeq, a predicted model, not a curated record